GCCGUCUUCGAGCACCUGUCGUGAAUCACCGCACAUUUUCGCGGUGGGCUCCUCCGGGAUUGCCACGUCUAUCGGGCUUUGCGUUCACUCAGGCUGCUUCUGUACACCUGUGCACACUCUAUAGCAUCUUUCAGUCGCAGCUGACGUGAAGUCAGCAUUGUAGACGAGCGCUAUGUCCGGGAACGCGCUACUUAUAACAGGCGUCACGGUUGUCGUGAUUUACGGCCUAUGGCAUAAAUUGGGCGGCAGGAAACAACCGUUUGUCACACUGAACGCAUCAGACUCUGCCGUUCUGCCCAGGAACAGCGAACGACGCGGUGCUGAGUCCGAGCUGCCCUUUGCCAAGCUCAUUCGCGACAAGGUUCCAGCGCUUGCUCCAGAUGCCACGUUCAACGGCGUGUGGUGGUUACCAGGAGGAGACGCGCAGACGAUGUAUUGCUCUGUCGGGGACUUCAGCAAGGUCGACCCGGUCGUCUAUGAGAGGAAGUUCCUGCAGCUCCCCGACAAAGGCAUCGUCGCAGUCGAUAUCUCGCCCCCGCUCUCGAGCGUGCCCAUCUCCCCGCGCGAGAACGUCCUGCUCGUGGCGCACGGGCUCACUGGGGGCUCCCACGAGCCGUAUGUCCGCGCGGUGCUCGCGCGCGCGACCCCGGGCGCAGGCGCGGGCGGGCUCGGCACCAGGGCGGUCGUGCUCAAUUUCCGCGGGUGCAACGGCAGCCCCGUGGUGACUCCGCGGCUGUACCACGCAGGGUCGUCGGACGACGUCCGGCACGUCGUGCUCUGGAUAUGCCACACGUUCCCGGAGUGCCGCAUAUUCGGGAUCGGAUUCUCCCUGGGGGCGAACAUCCUUGCGAAGUACGCGGGCGAGGAGGGCGCGCGGUGCCCGCUGCAGGCGCUGAUCACGCUCGCGAACCCGUGGGACUUCGUCGCCGGCUCGCAUCACCUCCCGGGUACGUUCCUCGGCCGGCAUGUGUACCGCUGGGUGCUCGGGGACGCUCUGCGGCGACUCCUGCGUAUGCACGGGAAGGUGCUGCUCGACGCGGCCGCGGACCUGCCCGUCGCGCGCGGUGUGCUGGAAGACGUCUUCACGCGGCGGAGCAUCACGCUCCGGGAGUACGACGUGCUGGUCAACGCGCCGCUAUACGGAUUUGAGAACGUGUACGACUACUACUCGCGCAUCAGCUCAGUGAAGGUCGCGGGGGAUAUCUGCGUACCGUAUCUGUCUAUCAACAGCGCCGAUGACCCCAUCACGGGCACUGGAGAGCUCCGGAGGCGCGAGAUUCACGACAACCCUUGGAUAGCGCUAGCCGUUACUCGGACGGGUGGCCAUCUGGGGUGGUUCGAGUACGGCCCAGACGGCGGGAUUACCCGCUGGUACGUCAAGCCGGUGCUGCAAUUCCUGGAGGCAUUGAUAGAGUACGACCUUGCAGACAGGCCGAAGCCGCGCGGCGUUAACGUAGAGGGAACCGAUUUCGUGCGCGACCCUGAGCGCGAUGACGUCGGCUUCCGGGUGCUGUCGCAGGAGCAGUCCGAGCUCGUCGUGAGCGGCGUGGAGGUCUCGAAGCUCUUUUCCGGGUGGUGAUUUCGGUCCCGGAGAGCGCCCUCAUUAGAGCUAUUGACCAUCAUCUAGAUUCUUAUAUUGGAUGGUUAUUCGACAACGUUUACGUCCUG
This is a messenger RNA of Trametes versicolor FP-101664 SS1, 1668 nucleotides long. RefSeq names its product AB-hydrolase YheT. Lineage: Eukaryota; Fungi; Basidiomycota; Agaricomycetes; Polyporales; Polyporaceae. Gene Ontology annotation, molecular function: acetylesterase activity; monoacylglycerol lipase activity. The record is from RefSeq and is a predicted model, not a curated record. Gene Ontology annotation, biological process: medium-chain fatty acid catabolic process; medium-chain fatty acid biosynthetic process. Bases 173 to 1579 code for a protein of 468 amino acids. The transcript is spliced from 10 exons.